AUUUCUACAACCGUUAGCUAUCUCUACCCACUCCCUGUUUGGUUCCCGAGAAAAUAAUUGGAAGUUAAAGCAAAGAAAUGAAAACAACAGAAGAAGAAACGAGAUGUUUCCUGUCGCUUUGCUAUGUGAAGAAAUGAAAAGGUCAACGUUUUUGAGACAAACCGAAAAAGAAAAGAACAUAGUUGAAAUUUUGUGGGCUUAUCCACUCGUAAUCCAAUGGAUAAAUACUGUGAUUAUGCAUCAUUAGAUGCUGUGAUUAUUCCCAUAAUAGCACUUCGGUCUAAUUUUUUCCAUUUGUAGUUUAGCUCAAUCGUAUAAUAAGCUUGCUUCUGUUUACUUCCUUUUACAGAUUGGUUUGACUUUAAAAAGAUAUGGAAGACGUCGUUAUAUCUUCAGCUCUUGAGCUAAAUUAUGAAGUUAAUUGUUUUUUUAGAUUUUUAAAUGUUCUACAUAAAAUAUUUGGUUGUUUAUAAAGAGCGCUACUUACAUGGCACUGCCAUAGUUAUAUACAAUAUUAAAUUAUUAAUAUGUGGAUGUUAUCAUGUUAUGUGGUUUCCACACGGCCUUAGUGGGGUUAACUUGUAUGAACACGGUCCAGAACCUUCUGUCUCAAAAAUUGUAGGGACAAAUACUGCAGGAGGGUAUGAUGGUCACCUGUGCACGGGAUGGAAAUGAGUGAUACAUGGGGCGUGACAACUAAACUGUCACAUAAACUGUCACACCACACUCAUAUCCUACUUUUAUUUUAUCCCAUUAUGAUCUUUAUAUUUCUUCUAUAAAAAAAAUAAAGGAUCAUCCAAGACUGAUAAGAUGCAGGUAUGGUGUAUAGAAUUUUCAUACAUAAAAUAGUCAAAGAGUUUGUAUAGGUAGGUUCAAGUUCCUUUCAGUACUUUUAGUCCAUUGAUAUAAACAAACUUUAAUGGGCUCAAAUUGAAUGAUUUUCUUUCAUUUCGUUCUCAUUCUUGAUAUGUGACCGUGACUCUUUUGUAUACAUCUUUUGAACUUUGGUAGCGCCUUUUUGCGCUUUGUACUGAAGUUUCACUGCUUAUCGGAGAAAGUAUCAUGACUCAACCAGGAGUUGGGAGUUUAUUGAGCGUUGAGAACAUUUCGAAAUGCAUGGUAUGAGUAUCAGUCAUAGACAGGGCCAGCCCAACGCUUGCUAACCAAGCCGAACACUUCAUGUCAGUGCUUUGUUAGUAUGCAAAACAAUAGAGUACCACAUUUCGUUUUAGUUUGCUUGACAUUUCCCAAAUUCACUUGGGGUUUAUACAUGGCUUCUUAAAGUUUUACAGCUCCUCGAGCCUUUUUUUUCCAGUGAUUAAUCAAGCUCUGAUGGGCCUUAACUUUCCCAAAGACAUGAGACUUUCUAAUUGCUGUUCUGCAUUUUGUGUACUAGGUAACAGAGUUCCUAAGAUUCUCUGGGCCUGCCUACAUCUUGCAUAAUUCCGUAGUUAAAUGUUAUACUCAAGCAAAGCAUUUCCAAUGAAAUUGUUCUUAAUCUUUUUCCUUUAAAGCAUAUUGGAAGCAAUUAAAAUGCACAUUACACAUACAAGUCCAAUGGUCCCGAGUCUAGCAGGUAUUUUGGCAGGUCCCAAGGUUGAAAUGCUUCAAUUAGAUCUAUUCGAAAUAGCCAUGUUCCCAACAGUAUAGGGCUUGUAUGCAGUAUGUCCAUUCAUUUAGAAAAAGCGGCAUGAAAUGAGGAGAAUAUGUCACAGUCAUUGUUCAAGUGCAGCAUAGAUGGUGAAAGGAAACAACAAUGAAGACAGUGAUGGCAAGAAAUUACCCAACGUAGCAGUAAUUGCACCAAAUGUCCCUGCAAUUUAUGAAGCUCAUUUUGGAGUUCCAAUGGCUGGGGCUGUUCUUAAUGCUGUUAAUAUUCGUCUAAAUGCAUCGACCAUUGCUUUCCUUCUUGGUCAUUCAUCAGCUGCAGUUGUGAUGGUUGAUCAAGAGUUUUUUGUUUUAGCAGAGGAAGCAUUAAAAAUCUUAAAGGAGAAAAACAGAAGUUUCAAGCCUCCAAUUUUAGUUGUCAUAGGUGAUGAAAACUGUGACCCUAAUGCGCUCAAAUAUGCUUUGCAAAAAGGGGCCAUUGAAUACGAGAAAUUCCUGGAAACUGGCGACCCUGAUUUUGCUUGGAAACCACCAGAGGAUGAGUGGCAGAGCAUUGCUUUGGGCUAUACAUCUGGUACUACAGCUAGUCCUAAGGGGGUGGUGUUGAGUCACCGAGGGGCAUAUGUCAUGUCUUUGAGUAAUCCUAUUAUCUGGGGUAUGAAUGAAGGAGCCGUGUACCUGUGGACCCUACCCAUGUUUCAUUGUAAUGGUUGGUGUUUCCCUUGGUCUCUUGCAGCUCUUAGUGUGACAAGCAUAUGCCUUCGCCAGGUUUCAGCUAAAGCAGUCUACUCAGCCAUAGCAAACCAUGGUGUGACUCAUUUUUGUGCUGCACCUGUGGUGCUCAACACCAUAGUUCAUGCCUCACCCGAAGAAACUAUCCUUCCCCUUCCUCAUGUUGUUCAUGUAAUGACGGCUGGUGCAGCUCCUCCCCCCUCUGUUCUCUUCGCAAUGUCUCAGAAAGGCUUCCGUAUCACCCACACUUAUGGUCUCUCAGAAACCUAUGGCCCCUCCACUCUAUGUGCAUGGAAGCCUGAAUGGGACUCACUGCCCCCUGAAACCCAAGCCCGUCUCAAUGCACGCCAAGGUGUCCGAUAUGUUGGUUUGGAAGGCUUAGAUGUUGUCAACCCUCGGACCAUGCAACCUGUUCCUGCUGAUGGAACUACCAUUGGGGAGAUAGUAUUUCGAGGUAACCCUGUGAUGAAGGGCUACUUAAAGAACCCAAAAGCAAAUGAGGAGGCUUUCGCAAAUGGGUGGUACCAUUCAGGUGAUCUAGCAGUAAAGCACCCAGAUGGAUACAUAGAAAUCAAAGACAGGUCAAAAGACAUCAUAAUAUCUGGAGGCGAAAACAUCAGUAGCUUGGAGGUAGAAAAUAGUCUAUACUUGCACCCGGCCAUUUUGGAGGUAUCAGUGGUGGCAAGGCCAGACGAGCAGUGGGGUGAGUCUCCUUGUGCUUUUGUGACAUUAAAGCCUGGUAUUGAUACAUCUGAUGAGCAGCUGUUGGUGGAAGAUAUAGUGAAAUUCUGUCGGUCUAAGAUGCCUGCUUAUUGGGUUCCAAAAUCUGUGGUUUUUGGACCAUUGCCAAAGACAGCUACUGGGAAAGUACAGAAGCAUUUGCUGAGAGCCAAGGCGAAAGAGAUGGGGCCGAUGCCAAAGAGUAAGUUGUAACUGAAACAUGGUCACUGGAAAAAGGGGUACUGGGGAAGAAAGAAAAUAAACAAUAGGAUAAAAUAAAUAAACGAUAGGAUAAAAUAGUCCUGCUUCUGAAUGCUUAAUAUGACGUAUAGUUGGUCUCUUUAGAAGGCUUGUACUCGAUCCAUAUAUGCUUUUUGAAUGGCACUGGGUGUCCGAAAAUAGUGUUCCGACUAAUCCCAAGGGAUGGUUGAAUCCUACUUUACAUUCAAACUAUAUUUCCCUUCUAUUAUCUA
Carya illinoinensis is the source of this 3533-nucleotide messenger RNA. Its product is annotated as acetate--CoA ligase CCL3. The coding region runs from base 1738 to 3273 and encodes 511 amino acids. NCBI's taxonomy places the organism in Eukaryota, Viridiplantae, Streptophyta, Magnoliopsida, Fagales, Juglandaceae. The record is from RefSeq and is a predicted model, not a curated record. The transcript has 3 exons.